Molecule: messenger RNA, 3566 nt
Organism: Prorocentrum cordatum
Lineage: Eukaryota; Dinophyceae; Prorocentrales; Prorocentraceae
Source: the annotation of a GenBank genome assembly
CGUCGCCAGGAUAAUUUGCCAACUAGCCCCCCAGCGCGCCGGAACUGGGAGCCGGCGGUAGACCGUCAACCUUGGUUUGCGGUUUGCGGUCAGACCAGGCAGCAGCCGACGGGGCUGCAGGUCGAGACAACGCAUAAUCAGCUGGCGCUUUGCACAAACGGCAAACCCAGAGACAGCACAGAAGUGACAACGAUGCAUUCACCGUUGCAAGCACUAAAGGCUGCCACAGACUCAAGAUGAGACUGCAGAGGAACCUAAACCACCUCAACUGAAAACUAAAACAGACAGGUGCAAAGCCAUCGGACUGGGACACGCCCCGACACUCGCUCAGAUGCACCAGCAAGGUAAAGGUGCAACAAAUCAGCGAAGCUGCUUGUAUAUACACAGCAAUGUACAACCUGGAAUGUCUCACGAGUCCUGCCAGCGGGGAGCCGAGGGAAGAGCAAGCGGGGAAGCGGCAAAAAGCCCAAAGAGCCAAAGCGAACCCAGGGGCAGAAACAGCGGGGGGGAGAGAGGGCGGGCAAACAGAAACGCGUGCAGGCUCAAUCACAUAACUCUCAGCGCCGUCUCCGAUGCUUGUUGCCGCACCCCUUCGACGCACCCUUGAACAUCAUCCCUAACUCCACCACAUCCAGCUCUCUUCCCCAACUUGCCCAACUUCCCAACAAAGCCCAAUUCUCUUGUCUCUAUCCGCCUCGGCAUACAAUUCACGAUGAUUCCUGACGUUGCGCUGGAACCAUUGGUCUGACAUCGUUACUACCUCAGUUCUGGCCUUCAGAACAUCGCUGGGAGCAUGGUCAGGCCAUUUACUAUUGUCACCAAUAUCCCAAAACACUCUAGCACCAUCACUGCCGCUACCUUUGGGCAGCCUCCGGAGCCGCUCGAUCAUCGAAGUCUUUCCAUCUUCGCCAGGAAGGGAUAGCCACUGAUGCAGGAAAGAAGCCGAAAAUGGUUGGACCAACGAAGCCCACCCCACACGUUUAAAGGAGUAACGCUUCAUUCUCAAGGGAACUUUGUGACCCAGGGAAGCUGAAGAAGUCUCAAUCUGAGUACGUGGAGAACUACUCCGAGACUUCGAAGCUGUUGUCCCGGGGUCGACACACUGACCUCCAUCGUGAGCAAAUGUUACCUUCUUGGAUACUGGAUCUGUCGUCGGAGCCAAAACGUGAUCAGAUGAACUAUCAGACGGAGCCGAAACCUCCUCACGGUCCUCAGCCAUAGACUGGGCCACAUCUGGAGGUACAUCCCAUUCUCCAUCAGAACGCCUGGAUUCCGAAGAAACUACCAAAGAAACGCUUGAGCAUGGUACAUCACGCUUGGGAUCCAACGAAACUGCCAAAGAAACUUCAUGAGCAAAAUCCUCCUCAGCCAACUCCUCCUGCUCCAUCUUAGCAACUGCCGCGGAAGUCUGCGCAGCCAUGGGCUCCGGAGCGGCGCCGACACAAGCAGAAACGCCUGAGGGCACAAGCACCUCUGGGGGCACAGUCACAUCCCAACCCUUCGGGGGGUACAAUCCCAUCCGAACCUAUAGAUACAAUCACAUCCAAACCUGGAGGUACAGCACCUCCUCCAUCAGAACGCUUGGAAUCCGAAGAAUCUGCCAAAGGAACGCUUGAGCUAGGCACAUCACGCGUAGGAUCCAAAAAAACUGCCCGAGAAACUUCACGAGCAUAAUCCUCCUCGGCCUCUCCCUCCUGAUCCAUCUCCGCAACUGCCGUGGAAGGCUGCGCAACCAUGGGCUCCGAAACGGCACCGUCACAAGCAGAAACGCCUGAAGGUGCAGCACCUUCUCCCUCGGAACGCUUGGAAUCCAAAGAAUCUGCCAACGAAACUGCAUGAGCAUACUCCUCCUCCGCCCCCUCCUCCUCCUGCUCCAUCUCAGCAACUGCAGCGGGAGUCUGCACGUGCAUGGGUUCCGAUGCGACACCGACACAAGCAUGGUCUGCGCUAACCGGUGGAGAACAUACCGAAGGGAUAGAACAGUUGCACAUAGCCACCAGAUUCCCAUCUUGGAAAGAUUGAUACGCGACUUCUCUGCGCCUGUCUUGCUCCUGAACUAGAUCAACAUACGUCUGUCUGCGCGAGACGAGCCGCGCCCGCCGCAUUCGCCGGCGCCACGAAGAGGACGGGAUCGGAGAGAUACAACGGCAAGAACAAAACUGAGCUGCCAUGGCGCCUCACGUCGAAGGGGCACACGGUAAUAACAGCAAUGCGAGGCCUGAUGUCCCAAGCUCAGAUGCCAAAGAACUGACAGACAGAAAUCUCAAUAAUUGAUAGUAGCAGCCGCUAUCGCGGGGGUGCCGAGGCCCGAGGGGCGGGAAGAAGCAGGGCGGCCGAGGGCAGGGGGGGCGCGCGCGGGGGGGGGGGCGCCAAGGAGUUCCCGACGGCACCCAAGGCCGCCCGCAGGCAACCUUGGUUACCGCGGGGAACUCGUAGAGCGCCCCCGAUAUACAUGAAUGGAAUGCGGGCGCGGCAAUCUCGCAUUCCAUGUACAUCAGGGACUUCGGCUUCAAGGUCAUCCCCGCAUUCACCAGCGGGAUACUCAUGUCACGAAUCAUCAACUCUAGCUCGGAGCGCGUCUUCGCAUACAUUAAAAGAUUAGCAGCCCAGAAACUGUGGGUCAUCCGCUCACCGUCGAAGAAUGUGCCGUUCUAUAGCGCGAUACCGUACUGCGCAUCCUGCCUCCUCCUCUCAAUAACAUCCUUCCAGAGCACAAUAGAAACUGCAAGACAAACCAUUGGUCCCUCAACUCCUCCAGUUCGAAUGGACCUGUCCCAUCUCACAGCAGAAGAUGCCUCGAUACCCUCGAAGCUGGCAACGCACUGGUUCUCAAUCACGGGUUCAAUCAACGCAACAAUGAGAUCAGACGGAAUGCCGAGAGCGCGAAGACAUCGCAUGGCCAGCAUGGAGUAACAUUAUCAAAUGCUUAUAGAAUAUCAAUAUUCGCAAGCCACAGACUGUCUCCCUUGCCCCAGACAGCGGAGUGUUGACUGAGCCUUUUGGGAACGCUAAUGAUUUCAGAAGUCUUCCGCCCCGAUCUAAAUCCAUAAAGCCAUACAUGGUGGCGCUGCCCCUCAAUCCUCUCCUCAAUCAUCAUCACAUACAUGUCAUAUACCGUUCCAUGAGACACAUCUGCAGGCACAACACACGUGUAUAUGUCGAAUGCUGUACGUCCAUCUCCUUAGGCAUGAGAGUAGCAGCUAGUUGGCGCCAGCUGCCGGGACAACAUAACCUGCGGGAGUAGACACCCUCGAAGCCCACUAGAACCCGUCGGAGGGACGACCACGAGAGCUGUCUCAGCAUCAUGACGGUGACGUUGUCGGGACCAGGGGCUUUCCCCGCGGACAGCUUCGCUCUCGCCCCAAGCAGGAGCGACAUCGAGAACGCCUCCGAAGACCCCGAGCCCGAACAGAGAUCUCGCAAGUGCUGCAGCUCACGGAGGGUCGCCACCCUGGCCUCGGGGUCCUCAACCUUAGCCUGCAUGUGCCCCAAGAUCUCGCCCCCCCACUCCUCGCGGUCCUGAGACUCCAGACCGUUGGCAAAGAUCAACGUGUCCGUCGUUGCCC